AUCCGAGAUUUGUGUUACACUUUAGCGAAGAAAACGGCUUGUGUUUAAUCUACCUGUUGACAUUUUUUCUUUUUUUUUCUUUUGGUGACAUAGCUUCUUGCCAAUUUUUUUUUUGUGAAACAUAUAGAAUUUAUCAAGCUACAUUUUUGAAGAAAUGGGCGCUUAUCUAUCAGAGCCCGUUACUGAGAAAAUAUCCACGAAUGAGACGUCACCGAGAUUGUCUUAUGGCGCUUCGUCGAUGCAAGGAUGGCGGGUUUCUCAAGAGGAUGCUCACAACUGUAUUAUUAAUUAUGAUGAAAACACUUCAUUUUUUGCUGUCUAUGAUGGCCAUGGAGGAGCAGAGGUAGCUAAGUACUGUUCCAUGCACUUUCCAGAAUACCUUCGGUCUAUUCCAGAGUAUUCUAAUGGUAACAUGGCACACGCACUAGAAGAUGCCUUUCUAAAGUUUGAUGCUACUCUAACUGAGCCAGAAGUUGUUGCAGAGUUGAAACAUAUUGCAGGAGUUAGUGAUGCAUCAGAUUCUGAGCCAGAUGACACAGAAGCCUUACAUGAAGAAGCAGUAAUGCCCCUGGAGGACCUUCUUGCUCGUUAUAAAAGUCUACCACUUAGGUUAACACCACAAGUAAAAAGAAUUAGCCAUGAUAAACCACGUUCCCCUAUGUUACGUGCUAAGAAGUCUUCUUCAGAUGAAGAAGAUGACCCUCCAGAUAACUCCAUUGAUCAGGAAGAACCUGAAUGUAACUCGAAAGAUACCUCAUCAACUGAAAUUGAAAACAGAGUUUCAUCAUCAGAUGGAGAAGGAGAGAAGAAAAUUAACAAAAUAGAUAUGGAUUUCAAAAAUAAGUUGUUUAAUGGAGAAGAUAAAGUUGGUAGUUCUGAAUGUGAUAGCAUUGGGGAAUCUCCUAAGAAAGCCAAUAUUGUAGAUGUAGGAACUAAUAAUGAAGCUCAAAGUAAAUGUAAUGGUCCCUCAUCUUCAGUAGAUGAGCUGGACAGCAAAGAAACUGGAAACUCUACAUCUAAGAAAUCUCCUUCUGGGAAAGAUUGGACAUCAGAAUUAAAAGUUAAUAAAACAGAUGAUUGUGGAGAUAAUGAAGUGACUUGUAGUAGUAGCACAAAUAUCACUGGUAAUGGUUCUGUUGGCAGCAGCUCUAAUGGUGACACUAAGCCUAAGUUAAAUGAUCCAGAAGAUGAAGGUAGCUCAUGCACUACCACAAAUAAUGAGGCAGGGGGAUCUGGCUGUGACUCCAGUGUAGAUAAAGGUCAGCAGCUUUCAAGUGGAGAUCCUGAAAGCUCUGAUGAUGAUGAUGAGGAAGAGGAUGAAGAAUACAUGGAAUCAGAAAGUGAAGACUCUGUUGAUGAAAACGAAGAUGGGAGUGAUGACCAAGAUGAUGAUGAAGAAGGGGGAGAAUGCCAUGAAGACCAAACUAAUCCAGAAAUUACAUUGACAGACAAAGAACAACCAGGCACAGACAGUGGUUGUACAGCAGUUGUAGCUGUCAUCAAAGGCAAAGAGAUGUACAUAGCUAAUGCUGGUGAUUCUCGAUGUGUUGUCUCUCGCAAUGGUAAAGCAGUUGAUUUAUCUUUCGAUCAUAAACCAGAAGAUGAACCUGAGAGGAACAGAAUAGAAAUGGCAGGUGGACAUGUAACACCUGAUGGCAGAGUAAAUGGUGGCUUAAACCUUUCUAGAGCUAUUGGUGAUCAUGCCUACAAACAGGUGACUAAUCUGUCAGCCAAAGAACAGAUGAUUUCGGCUCUUCCAGAUAUACAGACCUUAACUAUUGAUCCUGAGCAAGAUGAGUUUAUGGUUUUAGCUUGUGAUGGAAUAUGGAAUUUCAUGUCUAGCCAAGAAGUGGUUGAUUUUAUUAAUGAAAGACUUACACCAGAAAAGCAACUAUCGAAGAUUUGUGAAGAGCUAUUUGAUCACUGCCUUGCACCAGAUACAAUGGGAGAUGGAACAGGUUGUGACAACAUGACAUGUAUUAUUGUCAAGUUUCACAGUCUUAUUUCACCCAUGUUGUCAUUAUGCAACAAGAGAAAAGCCACUCAAAAUGAUGACCUAAAGGAAGAUGCAGAGCAAAAGACAAAGAAAGCAAAAGUAGAUGUUUCAUCAUAAAUAUUUUUCCUUUUAUAAUUAAUUCACAUAUUUUAAUACAAAAAUUUAAGUUUGUCUUGUUUAACUACAUACUCAUGACUUCUCAGAGCACUUCUGGAAAUGCUGAAACUAAGCAUUAUGUUCAGUAUUUAUAUAUAAGCAAAAAAAAAGUAUUUAUUCUAAAAAAUGAAUGAAUUACUUUAAAAAAACCCAUCUCAUUUCACAUUGGUAAUUCACCCAAUGUAUUCCAUUUUCAUUCAAAUUAACUCACCUGUACAUAGGCAGAGCUCAGUUGCAUUUUCUUAGAAAAAAUUUGUUAUAGGCAUAAUUUUCAUAGGUUUUAGGAAUUUUGAAGGAUGAAAAGAAUACUUGGGUUUGGUAAAAAUGAACAAUACAAUUAAAAACUACUUUUUUAGUCAGAUGCAAAAACCGGAUGUAUUUUUUUCUUCUGAUUGAAUGUUUUUUUCUUGUUGAAGUUUAUUGUAUAUAUAAACUGCACAACAGUGUAUAUUAUUAAAGUUGAUUUGGUACUACCAUGUUAUAAUAAUGGGGUGGUAUUUUUAAGUAAAAUAAUAUGCACUUAUUUUUUUAAUCGGCAGUGCAGAACUAAUUUCAGUUGGCUAAAUUUAGCAUUAUUAUAUAAACAAUGUUAAAAUAUUUCAAUUUAUAUUUUUUAGCUUUUGAAAUUUAAAAAAAUUAAUAAAUCAGAAAUUAAAACUGUAAGAAUAGUAUUUUUCCCAUAGGUGAAUAAAAAAAAACAUACUUGUAUCUGUAUUCAUAAACUUCCUCCAGCACUGUUCAUGGGAAACAUUUGUUUAUAAUAAACUACUUCUUAAUAGAU
This is a messenger RNA of Limulus polyphemus (Atlantic horseshoe crab), 2933 nucleotides long. Its product is annotated as protein phosphatase 1G-like. The transcript is spliced from 9 exons. Gene Ontology annotation, molecular function: cation binding; protein serine/threonine phosphatase activity. The record is from RefSeq and is a predicted model, not a curated record. Gene Ontology annotation, biological process: protein dephosphorylation. Lineage: Eukaryota; Metazoa; Arthropoda; Merostomata; Xiphosura; Limulidae. The coding region runs from base 155 to 2113 and encodes 652 amino acids.